AUGGACUGGAGAAGCCUUCCGGGGGAUUUGGUAGAGGAUAUACUCUCUAGGGUUCCGGCUAAAUCCCUAGCACGACUGCGAUCAACAUCGUAUCAAUGGAACGUUCAAUUGAAAUCUCUCUUCUUUGCUAAGAAACAGUCUGCUAAAGCACCAACGGAGGAGUCUUUGACUAUAAUUUUGAUGGAUUUUAGGGUUUUCUUAGUGAAGAUAAAUCUCCGUGGAAUCCACGGCAACAACGUUGCUCCAGCUUUUAAGGUAGUAGCUCAACUCUACCUUAAAGAUCCUUUUACUUAUUCUUCUUCACAAGUCGAUAUACGAAACGUCUUUCCCUCCUGCGACGGCUUAUUGCUAUGCACCACAAAGGACGAUAGGCUCGUGGUUUGGAAUCCAUGUUCAGGUGUAACCAAGUGGAUUAAACCAAGAAACAGCUACGAUGAAUACGAUAAAUUUGCUCUCGGCUACCACAACAAAUCCUCCUGCAAGCAAUACAAAAUCCUGAGGGUAGCUUAUCGUCAAGGCCAAGACAACGAGUACGAAAUCCAUGACUUUACCACGGAUUCUUGGAGGGUUAUUGACGUGAAGACUAUCAAUGUGUGGUUAUCACCAUAUUGUCCUGACCGUGGCGUAUCUGUAAAGGGAAACACGUAUUGGAUUGCUCUUGACACAACUCAAGUGGUUAGAGAAGAGCAACUUUGUCUGUUAGGUAUGGAUGAUGAGGACGCACAUUCACACGUAUGGGUGACAACAACUAGUCCCGGAUCAGUCUUGUCAUGGAGCAAGAUUCUAACACUGAAUAAUAGAUUCACGAUGUUUAAUACGGCGGUGAGUUUCUUGGUCGACGAGGAGAACAAAGCUUUAGUGUGUUGCAAUCAGUACAGUACUACUGGCACCCGGAGUUCAAACACUUGCACAUUUUGGGAGAAAAUAAACACAUACGACAUGUGGUUCAGCAUGGUGGAGAUGUACUAG
Molecule: messenger RNA, 969 nt
Organism: Microthlaspi erraticum
Lineage: Eukaryota; Viridiplantae; Streptophyta; Magnoliopsida; Brassicales; Brassicaceae
Source: the annotation of a GenBank genome assembly